Molecule: messenger RNA, 4080 nt
Organism: Pongo pygmaeus (Bornean orangutan)
Lineage: Eukaryota; Metazoa; Chordata; Mammalia; Primates; Hominidae
Gene: HK1
Product: hexokinase 1
Exons: 21
Coding region: 568-3333 (921 amino acids)
Biological process (GO): carbohydrate phosphorylation; intracellular glucose homeostasis; glucose metabolic process
Cellular component (GO): cytosol; mitochondrion
Molecular function (GO): glucokinase activity; mannokinase activity; D-glucose binding
Source: RefSeq, a predicted model, not a curated record
AACAAGAACCAGAACUCCAGAGAGGGAAGACAUCUAUCUUGCUGUGUUUGGACAGGCCCAGCCCCUGAAACAUCUUGGGCAAUGGAGGGUUAACUUCUCAAAGUUUAAUAGGCAAGACCAGCAACCAUGCAACAAGGACUUCAACUAACCAACUAAAGAACUGUUCCCCAGAGCAUUGUUCCUGAGGAGGAAAAGAGCCCAAACACCCACCCACACCUGCUUUGUGCCAAGAAUCCACAGUUGGAUUGCAAGGACAGUGUAUGUUGUCCUUUUGGAAAAAAUGAGAGUGAGCCCAAAUGAAGAGCAAGCAAAGGUGUCUCAAGUCAUCCCAAGGCAAGUGGGGGGUAGCCUGGGCUGUGACGACCUGACUCCUGCAUGAGACUCUCUCUCUGGCUUUUCGCCUUAAGCAGCUUCCUGUUCUUCUCUGUAAAACAAAAUGAAUGAGCCGGGCGCAGUGGCUCAUGCCUAUAGUCCCAGCACUUUGGGAGGCCGAGGUGUUCAAGACCCAGCUGCUGAGAGUAGAAAAGAAGAAGAAAGGACCCGAGGUCAGCAAGUGCUCUCCCCACAAUGGGGCAGAUCUGCCAGCGAGAAUCGGCUACAGCAGCUGAAAAACCAAAACUUCAUCUACUUGCUGAAAGUGAGAUUGACAAGUAUCUCUAUGCCAUGCGGCUCUCUGAUGAAACUCUCAUAGAUAUCAUGACUCGCUUCAGGAAGGAGAUGAAGAAUGGCCUCUCCCGGGAUUUUAAUCCAACAGCCACAGUCAAGAUGUUGCCAACAUUCGUAAGGUCCAUUCCUGAUGGCUCUGAAAAGGGAGAUUUCAUUGCCCUGGAUCUUGGUGGGUCUUCCUUUCGAAUUCUGCGGGUGCAAGUGAAUCAUGAGAAAAACCAGAAUGUUCACAUGGAGUCCGAGGUUUAUGACACCCCAGAGAACAUCGUGCACGGCAGUGGAAGCCAGCUUUUUGAUCAUGUUGCUGAGUGCCUGGGAGAUUUCAUGGAGAAAAGGAAGAUCAAGGACAAGAAGUUACCUGUGGGAUUCACGUUUUCUUUUCCUUGUCAGCAAUCCAAAAUAGACGAGGCCGUCUUGAUCACCUGGACAAAGCGAUUUAAAGCGAGCGGAGUGGAAGGAGCAGAUGUGGUCAAGCUGCUUAACAAAGCCAUCAAAAAGCGAGGGGACUAUGAUGCCAACAUCGUAGCUGUGGUGAAUGACACAGUGGGCACCAUGAUGACCUGUGGCUAUGACGACCAGCAUUGUGAAGUCGGCCUGAUCAUCGGCACUGGCACCAAUGCUUGCUACAUGGAGGAACUGAGGCACAUUGAUCUGGUGGAAGGAGACGAGGGGAGGAUGUGUAUCAACACGGAAUGGGGAGCCUUUGGAGACGAUGGAUCAUUAGAAGACAUCCGGACAGAGUUUGACAGGGAGAUAGACCGGGGAUCCCUCAACCCUGGAAAACAGCUGUUUGAGAAGAUGGUCAGUGGCAUGUACUUGGGAGAGCUGGUUCGACUGAUCCUAGUCAAGAUGGCCAAGGAGGGCCUCUUAUUUGAAGGGCGGAUCACCCCGGAGCUGCUCACCAGAGGGAAGUUUAACACUAGUGAUGUGUCAGCCAUCGAAAAGAAUAAGGAAGGCCUCCACAAUGCCAAAGAAAUCCUGACCCGCCUGGGAGUGGAGCCGUCCGAUGAUGACUGUGUCUCGGUCCAGCACGUUUGCACCAUUGUCUCAUUUCGCUCAGCCAACCUGGUGGCUGCCACGCUGGGCGCCAUCUUGAACCGCCUGCGUGAUAACAAGGGCACACCCAGGCUGCGGACCACGGUUGGUGUCGACGGAUCUCUUUACAAGACGCACCCACAGUAUUCCCGGCGUUUCCACAAGACUCUGAGGCGCUUGGUGCCGGACUCCGAUGUGCGCUUCCUCCUCUCGGAGAGUGGCAGCGGCAAGGGGGCUGCCAUGGUGACGGCGGUGGCCUACCGCUUGGCCGAGCAGCACCGGCAGAUAGAGGAGACCCUGGCUCAUUUCCACCUCACCAAGGACAUGCUGCUGGAGGUGAAGAAGAGGAUGCGGGCCGAGAUGGAGCUGGGGCUGAGGAAACAGACGCACAACAAUGCCGCGGUUAAGAUGCUGCCCUCCUUCGUCCGGAGAACUCCCGACGGGACCGAAAAUGGUGACUUCUUGGCCCUGGAUCUUGGAGGAACCAAUUUCCGUGUGCUGCUGGUGAAAAUCCGUAGUGGGAAAAAGAGAACGGUGGAAAUGCACAACAAGAUCUACGCCAUUCCUAUUGAAAUCAUGCAGGGCACUGGGGAAGAGCUGUUUGAUCACAUUGUCUCCUGCAUCUCUGACUUCCUGGACUACAUGGGGAUCAAAGGCCCCAGGAUGCCUCUGGGCUUCACGUUCUCAUUUCCCUGCAAGCAGACGAGUCUGGACGCGGGAAUCUUGAUCACGUGGACAAAGGGUUUUAAGGCAACAGACUGCGUGGGCAAUGAUGUAGCCACCUUACUAAGGGAUGCGAUAAAAAGGAGAGAGGAAUUUGACCUGGACGUGGUGGCUGUGGUCAACGACACAGUGGGCACUAUGAUGACCUGUGCUUAUGAGGAGCCCACCUGUGAGGUCGGACUCAUUGUUGGGACCGGCAGCAAUGCCUGCUACAUGGAGGAAAUGAAGAACGUGGAGAUGGUGGAGGGGGACCAGGGGCAGAUGUGCAUCAACAUGGAGUGGGGGGCCUUUGGGGACAACGGGUGUCUGGAUGAUAUCAGGACACACUACGACAGACUGGUGGACGAAUAUUCCCUAAAUGCCGGGAAACAAAGGUAUGAGAAGAUGAUCAGUGGUAUGUACCUGGGUGAAAUCGUCCGCAACAUCUUAAUCGACUUCACCAAGAAGGGAUUUCUCUUCCGAGGGCAGAUCUCUGAGCCGCUGAAGACCCGGGGCAUCUUUGAGACCAAGUUUCUCUCUCAGAUCGAGAGUGACCGAUUAGCACUGCUCCAGGUCCGGGCUAUCCUCCAGCAGCUGGGUCUGAAUAGCACCUGUGAUGACAGUAUCCUCGUCAAGACAGUGUGCGGGGUGGUGUCCAGGAGGGCUGCGCAGCUGUGUGGCGCAGGCAUGGCUGCAGUGGUGGAUAAGAUCCGCGAGAACAGAGGACUGGACCGUCUGAAUGUGACUGUGGGAGUGGACGGGACGCUCUACAAGCUUCAUCCGCACUUCUCCAGAAUCAUGCACCAGACGGUGAAGGAACUGUCACCAAAAUGUAACGUGUCCUUCCUCCUGUCUGAGGAUGGCAGCGGCAAGGGGGCCGCCCUCAUCACGGCCGUGGGUGUGCGGUUACGCACAGAGGCAAGCAGCUAAGAGUCCGGGAUCCCCAGCCUACUGCCCCUCCAGCACUUCUCUCUUCGAGCGGCAACCCCCUACCCUCCCAGCGAGUUGUGCUGGGAGACGCCGGCGCCGGGGCCCGCCGGCGCGGGGAGGAAAGCAAAAUCCAACUAAUGGUAUAUAUUGUAGGGUACAGAAUAGAGCGUGUGCUGUUGAUAAUAUCUCUCACCCGGAUCCCUCCUCACUUGCCCUGCCACUCUGCAUGGUUUGAUUUCGACCUGGUCCCCCACGUGUGAAGUGUAGUGGCAUCCAUUUCUAAUGUAUGCAUUCAUCCAACAGAGUUAUUUAUUGGCUGGAGAUGGAAAGUCACACCACCUGACAGGCCUUCCGGGCCUCCAAAGCCCAUCCUUGGGGUUCCCCCUCCCCGUGUGAAAUGUAUUAUCACCAGCAGACACUGCCGGGCCUCCCUCCCGGGGGCACUGCCUGAAGGCGAGUGUGGGCAUAGCAUUAGCUGCUUCCUCCCCUCCUGGCACCCGCUGUGGCCUGGCAUCGCAUCGUGGUGUGUCAAUGCCACAAAAUCGUGUGUCCGUGGAACCAGUCCUAGCCGCGUGUGACAGUCUUGCAUUCUGUUUGUCUCGUGGGGGGAGGUGGACAGUCCUGCGGAAAUGUGUCUUGUCUCCAUUUGGAUAAAAGGAACCAACCAACAAACAAUGCCAUCACUGGAAUUUCCCACCGCUUUGUGAGCCGUGUUGUAUGACCUAGUAAACUUUGUACCAAUUCAAA